UGGGCAUGGAAGUGACCAUGGUGCCUGGCUAAGGGCCUCGCUUUCCAGAGCCUUUGCGAGAAGAGCAGGACUUGGAGCGGCUCCGGGACCCAGCAGCUGCAGUCGCUGAGCUGGACUAUGUGUUCCAGGCCAUUACCCUCACUCGACAGCGGCUGGCUGGUCGGGUGCCACUGAUUGGCUUUGCUGGUGCCCCGUGGACUCUGAUGACGUACAUGAUUGAGGGUGGUGGCUCAAACACCAUGGCUCAGGCGAAGCGCUGGCUCUACCAGAGACCGCAGGCCAGUCACCAGCUGCUUCGUAUCCUCACUGAUACUAUAGUCCCUUACUUGGUGGGACAGGUGGCUGCCGGUGCCCAGGCAUUUCAGCUCUUUGAGUCCCACGCAGGGCAUCUUGGCCCACAGCUUUUCAGUACAUUUGCACUGCCCUACAUCAGUGAUGUGGCCAAGCGAGUGAAGGCCAAAGUGGAGGAGGUAGGCUUGGCACCAGUGCCCAUGAUCAUCUUUGCUAAGGAUGGACAUUUUGCCCUGGAGGAGCUGGCUCAAGCUGGCUCUGAUGUGGUUGGACUUGACUGGACAGUGUCUCCAAAGAAGGCCCCGGAGCGCGUGGGAAAAAGAGUGACACUGCAGGGCAACCUGGAUCCCUGUGCCCUGUAUGCACCCAAGGAGGAAAUCUGGCGACUGGUACAGAAGAUGCUGGAUGACUUUGGGUCCCAGGGCUACAUUGCCAACUUCGGCCAUUGGCUCUACCCUGACAUGGACCCGGAACACAUGGGGACCUUUGUGGAUGCUGUGCACAAGCACUCACGUCUUCUUCGAAAGAACUAAACUGGGACUGAAGCAAUAGCAUAUUGGUUAGAGCUUUCGCCUUGCAUGCAGGUCUGACCCGGGUUUGAUCCCCAAGCCUGCCAGGAGCAAUUUCUGAGCAGAGCCAGGAGUAACCUGAGCCCCGUUGGGUGUGGCUCAAGCAAAACAAGAUAAAAC
Molecule: messenger RNA, 980 nt
Organism: Suncus etruscus (white-toothed pygmy shrew)
Lineage: Eukaryota; Metazoa; Chordata; Mammalia; Eulipotyphla; Soricidae
Product: uroporphyrinogen decarboxylase-like
Exons: 6
Biological process (GO): heme biosynthetic process
Cellular component (GO): cytosol
Molecular function (GO): uroporphyrinogen decarboxylase activity
Source: RefSeq, a predicted model, not a curated record